Argentina anserina (silverweed cinquefoil) is the source of this 2175-nucleotide messenger RNA. RefSeq names its product nuclear transport factor 2. Lineage: Eukaryota; Viridiplantae; Streptophyta; Magnoliopsida; Rosales; Rosaceae. Gene Ontology annotation, cellular component: cytosol; ribonucleoprotein complex. Gene Ontology annotation, molecular function: mRNA binding. Bases 181 to 1722 code for a protein of 513 amino acids. The transcript is spliced from 10 exons. The record is from RefSeq and is a predicted model, not a curated record.
CUCUCUCCUCCACACUCCUCCCUAAACCAACCACACUCGCGCCUCUUGAAGAUCCCAGCAAAACCCUAGACGCCACCGCCGGGCCUCUACAGGAGGUGAGAGAAGUCACUUACAACCACCUAUCUUCUCCUCUUCUCUCACCUCUCUUCUCUCCGAUCCACCAACUCAGGUUGAAAAGAGAUGGCGGCUCCGACGGUGCAGCAAGUAGCUCCUACAGCCGAUGUUGUUGGCAAUGCAUUUGUCCUUCAGUACUACCAUAUCUUGGAGCAAUCUCCAGAGCAUGUGUACCGAUUUUAUCAAGAUGAUAGUAAGUUUGGUCGCCCCGAGGAUAAUGGGAUGAUGAACACCGUGACCACCAUGGAUAUAAUCAACAGGAAAAUAGUUGAGAAUGGGAAGCUCAGUGCAAAUGUUGUAACUGUGGAUGCUCAAGAAUCUUUCAACCGGGGUGUGUUUGUCCUUGUGACUGGGUAUAUAAUUGGAAAGGAAAAUUUGAGGAAGAAAUUUACCCAAAGCUUUUUCUUGGCACCACAAGACAAAGGCGGCUUUUAUGUUCUGAAUGAUGUUUUCAGAUAUGUGGAUGAUUCUAUUAACCAAAAUACUGACCAUGGAUCAGUUGCCGAUGUCGAAGCUCCUCUUAAUUCAGAGGAAGAGCCUUCUUUGCCAGACGGUCGUGUUUCUGAGCCUGUGACUGCUGUUCCCGAAGAUAUCACUGAGGAAGAAGUUUACAAUCCUCCUGAGAAUAGAGAAAUUCCAAUUGAAGCAGAUGAAAUCCCAGUACCUGAAGUCGUCGAUGAAAUCCCAGAUGAUUCAGAGGUUGUGCCUGAAUCUGGAUACUCGGCAGCGGUCAUGGAAUCUGAGAAACCUGCGUCGGUGGCGGACAAUGCUAAAUACUCAGCAAAUGUGGUGGCUGAACAGUCUGCACCUGUGGUGGCCGGCUCUACUCCUAAAACUGAAGCAGUGCCUAAGAAGUCAUAUGCCUCAAUUGUUAAAGUUAUGAAGGAGAGUGCUCAACCAUUUUCCGCUCCUACUGUUAGAGCUACUCCAAAACCCCAAGAACAUCAGGUCAUUGCCGCUCCACAACCUGCUUCUGUUUCAGAAACAGUAGUUUCCAGUGUAACUGCCAAAGACUAUGGGAACCAACCAGAAGCUGAAGUUGAAGGGCACUCUAUCUACAUCAAAAACCUGCCUAUUGGUGUCACUCAGGAAACUAUAGAGAAUGAAUUCAAAAAAUUUGGACCCAUCAAGAAUGGUGGUGUACAAGUUAGAACUCAAAAGGGCUUUGGUUUUGGCUUUGUGGAGUUUGAGAAUGGAAGUGCUGUACAAAGUGCACUAGAGGCUUCACCCAUCGCGAUUGAUGGACGCCAAGUUGUUGUCGAGGAGAAGAGAUCUACAAGUCGAGGGGGGAGAGGAAGGUUUUCUUCUGGAAGGGGGGCAGGUUACAGGAAUGAGGGACCUAAUGGAUACAGAAAUGAUGGCCCUAAUGCUGGAUUCCGGAGUGAUGGACCAAGAGGACGUGGAGGCUAUGGAGGUGGUAGAGGUUAUGGCCGCAGCGAUUACAAAUCUGAAUUUGGAGGUAGGAAUACAGGUAGGGGAGGAUCAUCAGGCCGUGGAGGUGAUGGGUUUCAGAGAUCUGAGAAUGGUGGUCGUGUGAAUCGUGCUGGUGGGCCAACUGUUAAUGCAGCAGCCAAAACUUCAGCUCCCCGGGUGUCUGCUUCUGCUUGAAAAACAAGUUCAGCCCUGGGUUACAAAUGAUUUUUUUGGAAGUAAAUUAAUGGUGAAGCUGUUUAAUAGCAUAUUAAGAGGGCUAUUUCCAAUCUGUUGGGGGAUGUGAACCACCCUAGUAAAAACAAUAGGAUUUUAUGUCCUUUUUUUGUUUGCGGUUUUCAUAUUUGAGCUGUUUUUUUGGGUUUUUUUAGUGGCUUAGAUUUCUGCAAGUACAUGAUUCCUGCCGAAGUGCCUGUGGAACUCUAUUCUCUUAAUUUGCCGAAGUGGAGAAUUAUUUAGGUUAGUUGGCAGUUUGCUGUUCUAGGUUCUAUUGUAUUCUGUGUUGUAGGUCUGUUCAUUUAAGGUCACUAAUGUCUGCGGAUGAUUAUCUUGUCGGGGAAUUUAUAAAGCCUCAAGUACUGUUAAAGAGAAAUUAUGAGAAUUUGAUGGAAUGUGAAUUUGUUUUCUUUA